GUCUCAAAGUUUGCUACAGAAGUUGCCUCGUUGGUCUUCUCAAGAGAAAAGAGUGGUUUCAGAAGGAUAUCCAUAUCAGCACUGUUAAGACUCACACAGCUUUGAAGCAACAACAUGCCAACUGCCCUCAGAGCCUUAGCUUCCUAUCCUCUGUGCCCUAUUGCUUCGUUUGACUUGGGUCCUCAAACAUCGGAUAAGUUAUUGUUUCCUUGCAAUUUAAGCCACAGCCUUUUUAAAGGAAGCAGAAUUCAUAAUGCAUAUAGACUCAAGGCUGGCUUUUGGGAAUCGAUUAAAUCUGGUAUCUUAAGCAACAACACAACACAAGUAGUGGAGCCACCACCCACAGUUCCAGAAGAGGAAGAACCCCUUCCUGAAGAGUUGGUUCUCAUCGAAAAGACUGAACCAGACGGAACAGUUGAAGAAAUAAUAUUUUCGUCUAGUGGAGAUGUUGAUGUGUAUGAUCUUCAAGCCCUAUGUGAUAAGGUAGGCUGGCCUCGCAGGCCACUUUCAAAAUUGGCUGCAGCUUUGAAAAAUAGCUACAUGGUAGCCACAUUACAUUCAGUUCGGAAAGCGACUGGAUCAGACGGGAAUGACCAGAAGAAGCUUAUUGGAUUGGCCCGAGCUACAUCUGACCAUGCAUUUAAUGCCACAAUUUGGGAUGUCCUAGUUGAUCCUAGCUAUCAGGGUCAAGGCCUUGGAAAGGCCCUUGUAGAAAAGAUUAUAAGGGCUCUUCUGCAGAGGGAGAUUGGCAAUAUUUCACUUUUUGCAGAUAGUCAAGUCAUAGACUUCUAUCAGAAUUUGGGUUUUGAAGCUGACCCGGAGGGCAUCAAAGGCAUGUUUUGGUACCCAAAGUUUUAGCUGCCACCUAUUGAAGCUCAAGUGCGUUUGUAGUUUGUACUACUGACUUGGCGCUGCAAGUCAGUUCAGAUGAAGUAAGAAUACCUAUCUGCAUAAUGGUAAAUUAUUGUAAGACAAGUUACUGUAAUACUUAUGAGGUUAAAAGGGAAGCUUCUUUUG
This is a messenger RNA of Argentina anserina (silverweed cinquefoil), 1017 nucleotides long. RefSeq names its product histone acetyltransferase TAP1. Gene Ontology annotation, molecular function: N-acetyltransferase activity. The record is from RefSeq and is a predicted model, not a curated record. Gene Ontology annotation, cellular component: cytoplasm. Lineage: Eukaryota; Viridiplantae; Streptophyta; Magnoliopsida; Rosales; Rosaceae. The transcript is spliced from 8 exons. Bases 115 to 858 code for a protein of 247 amino acids.